GACGGAGACACGAAAGUCAAGUUCGCUGAUGUGGCAGGCUGCGACGGCGCCAAGCAGGAGUUGGUUGAGGUCGUUGAUUUCUUGAAGAACACCUCGAGGUACUCAGAACUGGGGGCCAAGAUUCCAAAGGGUGCUUUGUUGGUGGGCCCUCCCGGUACUGGAAAGACCCUGCUCGCCAAAGCUGUCGCGGGAGAGGCUGGCGUGCCAUUCUUCAGCAUUUCGGCCUCUGAGUUUGUGGAGAUUUUCGCGGGAAUUGGUGCAUCUCGUGUACGUGAUCUCUUCGAGCAGGCCAAGAAGUCGGCCCCGUGCAUCAUCUUCAUCGACGAGAUCGAUGCAGUGGGCCGCCAGCGCAGUGCGGGCUUUGGCCAAGGUAACGAUGAGCGUGAGCAGACGGUGAAUCAGCUGCUGACAGAAAUGGACGGCUUCGAGAGCAACAAGGGGGUCGUUGUGAUUGCGGCCACCAACCGAGCUGACAUCCUGGAUCAAGCCUUGGUUCGACCGGGCCGCUUUGAUCGUCAGAUUCAG
Messenger RNA from Symbiodinium pilosum, 525 nucleotides. The record is from the annotation of a GenBank genome assembly. Lineage: Eukaryota; Dinophyceae; Suessiales; Symbiodiniaceae.